This is a messenger RNA of Adineta ricciae, 609 nucleotides long. The record is from the annotation of a GenBank genome assembly. NCBI's taxonomy places the organism in Eukaryota, Metazoa, Rotifera, Eurotatoria, Adinetida, Adinetidae.
AUGCGUUUUUGGUCGCCAUUUCAUACAUCUUCAAUUGAUAUUAUCUCUGAUGCGCCGAACAAAUUGAUAUUUCGUGCACCUGAUCGUAUUCGCCUUCAAAUGACAGUGGAUCAUUUGGAUUUCAAUCAAAAUCCGGGAACAUGUUUGACACAUUACAAUUACGAGACACGCCUAUGGGAAUGUUUUCAUUCACCACACACAACUGGCCAACAUCGUUUGUUCCUUUGGGCUUUGGAUACGGAAAAAGAUGAUCAAUGGGCAACUGCUGUUCGAUUCGAUUUUUAUAUCAAACAAAAAGGAGAUAUUAUCUAUUUUCCCAAAACGACCAACACAUUCACUAUAUUACGGUGUCAAUUAUUGAAAUCAAUCGAUGGCUGUCUCUCAAGAGAAUCUCUUCCGACUGACAUUGUCGUUCGUGUGCCUGGUGUUCGCGGCGUACAAUUACAAAUUGAUGAGCAGACAUUAAUCACUGGAAAGAAUCUUAAAAAUAGUAUUUAUAGUCUGCAAAUUCCAGCUAAUAUACCAGCUCAUGUCAAAGAUUUAGUAGUCAUGGGUUUGUGUGCCGAUGAUACGUAUUAUUCGAUACUAAUCACAUAUAAAAUCGAAUAA